Molecule: messenger RNA, 828 nt
Organism: Eubalaena glacialis (North Atlantic right whale)
Lineage: Eukaryota; Metazoa; Chordata; Mammalia; Artiodactyla; Balaenidae
Product: centriole, cilia and spindle-associated protein-like
Exons: 1
Coding region: 1-828 (275 amino acids)
Biological process (GO): regulation of mitotic spindle assembly
Cellular component (GO): cytoskeleton; ciliary transition zone; axoneme
Molecular function (GO): microtubule binding
Source: RefSeq, a predicted model, not a curated record
AUGGGAAUCUGCUUUUACUCAUUAAAAUGCAAAGCAAGGAGCGAGUACAUGAAGCGCUACCAGGAGCCGCGCUGGGACGAGUACGGGCCGUGCUACCGCGCGCUGCUCCACUACCGCCUGGGCCGCCGGCUGCUGGAGCAGGCGCACGCGCCCUGGCUCUGGGACGACUGGGGCCCGGCCUGCGCCUCAGACGACUCGGCGUUGUCGGCGUCCUCGGGCGCCAGGGCCCCCGCACCCCAGUGCGCCCCGGCCUCGCCGCCGCCGCCCGUGGAGCCAGCGGCGCGCGAGGAGCCGGAGCAGCGGGCGCGCGCGGCCCCGGAGGAGGAGUUGGGCGCGGAGGCCGCGGGGGACGCGGACGCCGCGGAGGACUCGGCGCUGCCAGCACUGCCAGUGAAAGACAUAAAAGAAAAACCUGAACGACAGAUGAGAACCAGAGAGUCUGACAAAUUACCCAGCAGUACCGAACCUCAACAACCACCAAGUGCCUUACCUGCCAGAGGAAGUAGGAGAGCGGUCAACAGUCCUCAAAGGUCAUCAGCUAAAAUAAAAGAACAUAAGCAUCCGUUUGUCCUUUAUGGGUGGGGAGAAAAACAGACGGAUACAGGAAGCCAAAAAACUCACGACGUCUGUGCUUCUGCCCCAGUGCAUGAGAUUCAUGAAUCCGCGUUGCGAGCCAAGAGCAGAAGGCAGGUGGAGAAGAGGCAGCUGUCGGCUCAGAGGCAGCGGGCUCACUCCGCCGACGUGGACAGAACCAGGCGGGUCAAGCCUGCCUCGUCGGAGAACCCGUGGAUGACGGAGUAUAUGAGAUGCUACUCCGCCAGAGCUUGA